Molecule: messenger RNA, 5018 nt
Organism: Onychostoma macrolepis
Lineage: Eukaryota; Metazoa; Chordata; Actinopteri; Cypriniformes; Cyprinidae
Gene: zdhhc23b
Product: zinc finger DHHC-type palmitoyltransferase 23b
Exons: 5
Coding region: 300-1550 (416 amino acids)
Biological process (GO): protein targeting to membrane; peptidyl-L-cysteine S-palmitoylation
Cellular component (GO): endoplasmic reticulum; Golgi apparatus
Molecular function (GO): protein-cysteine S-palmitoyltransferase activity
Source: RefSeq, a predicted model, not a curated record
CAGGGCGGACAAGCGCGCGCGUGCUGCGCUGCUGCUGUUUAUGUUACGCGACUUCCUGGUGCUCUUUAGUAGUAAACUUCGUAGUUAUGGGCUGCUUUGUGUAGUUUUUCUUGGGCAACUCUUCAUAAUUUCUGUGGAGUAAAUGGCUAAGUAAGCUAUAAUGGAGCAGCGGGGUAAAAAGACUCGAAUGUUCCACUAACGACAAUGAGACUGACAGUAGGAACUGCUUCUGCAAUAUGAAUGUUUUACACUGAAUUCAAUAUCUUCCCUCACCUUCAUUUUAUCGGCUGAUAUCCAUCAUGAAGAAGAGAAGCCGUCGCACACUAGAUCAGGAUGAUUCUCUGUGCUGUUGUGAGUACAUCGAUCGUCAUGGCGGACGCAGUCACAUGGCAGCAUGUUGCUGUGACUGUGAGGAUUUGGAUGCGUUUUGUGACAGAUGGAUGAAGAAGAAGCCUCAAAGUCCAGACUCUCUGUCCCGGGUUAUAGACACGAUCAAUGAUCGUCUGCGGGUGCCCUGGAUAUCCGGAGCCCGACAAGUUGAUAUAUCAGUGAUCCCUCCUCUUAUUCUGCUUCCUGUUUUUUUGCACAUUGCAGCUUUGCACUACCUGCUGGGUAUUUUAGUGCUAACAGCCAUGCCCAUCAUGGUCCUUUGGUACUACUAUUUCACUCACCGAAAGAAAGGACGCACGUUAUUCUUCCUCAGCCUCGCACUCUUCUCCCUCUUCUACAUGUUCUACCUCUUCAUCACCGAAGUCGUUCCUCGAGGUGAUGUGAGUCAUCUCCAGUUGGCUGCCGUGACGUCGGGUGUUGCUCUUACGGUCAUUUUCCUCAUAAUCACUAAGAGGGGGCCGGGCUACGUCAGGCCUCAUCCAAAUGACACUCAUAGUACAGUGACCUAUCACAAACCUCCACCUGAUGUAGAUGCCGCCUAUCUAAAUGGAGCACAGCAUCAGGUGGUGAUAGCCAAUCACGAGCAAACUGGUGAAUCACAGCAGGGUGUUCAGACGAGGAACUGGUGCGCCGUAUGCAAAGUGGUGCGGCCCCCGAGAGCGGGACACUGCAGGAUCUGUGGAGUCUGCAUCCUGCGUCUGGACCACCACUGUGUCUGGAUCAACAGCUGUGUGGGGCAGGCCAAUCACCGCAAUUUCCUUCUGACACUUGUUUUCUUUCUGCUGACGUCGCUGUGCGGGAUCAGUUUGGUUCUUCGAAGCGUGUGUCCCGACCAGAAUGUAAUGACUGCACUGUUCUACUGUCCUGACGUCUACAACCAGUUCAGCUCUGCUCUGUGUUUCACCUGUGCCUGGUACAGCAGUAUCGUGACAGGAGGUUUGCUGCACCUGCUGCUCUUACAGCUUAUCAACGUCAGCUUCAACGUGACCGAACGAGAGGCGCGUCUGGCUCUGAGAGAGAAAACCGCUUGCAGCCUUCUCUGGGGUCUGAUCAUCGACACCGGCGUUUACUCACGAGGCUUCCGUACUAACUGGAUUGAAUUCUUGACCAUGAGCAAGGCUUCAGAGCCAUCAAACCAAAAACCAUCAGAUCUGGUAUAGAAACUCAACUGUCAGUCUCUACUGAUGGAAAAACAAUUUAACUGGUCUUUAAAGAGAAUUAUCGCUCAUAUUUAAUACAGUGAAGUAUAAUGUUGUGCUACUUCGUGUCUUCAACAUCCAUUUCAGAGUCAGUUUUAUGGCUCUAAACAUUGAGCUCAAGGUCUCAUCAAGUGUCAGUUGAAUCGUGUGGAUCACUAGAUGGCAGUGUUGUAGUAUGUUACAUCUUUACCAGUAUAUUUCAACAUCAAGUACACCAUUACUCAGGUGUGGUUAGUGUUUACACAACUUAUAUUAUAUUAUAUUAUAUAUUAUAAAGGUCUCACUAAAUGCUUUUUAUGAUUAAUAUUAAGAAUGAAUGAAGUAUUAAGAAAUGUAUUAAUUUCCCUCCAUUAAUUACAUAAAUCAUGCAUAUCUGGUUUACAUUCACUGUUAGUUGGACCAAUUAUGGAUUUAUUGUUUAAUAUUUGUUCUCUCAACUCUAAAGUGUGUCUUAUAUGUGAAUGCACAUUCAAAAUCAAACCUUAUUUAGUGCCUUUUUAGGACAUCAGAAGUGAUGCAACACUGCAUCUACAGUGACCUCCAAAAGUAUUGGAACAGUAAAGACAAAAUUGCUCUGUUGGCCGUGGAGUCAAGACAUUUACAAAUAUGAUUAAAAGAUGAAUAUGAGGCAAAACUACAGAAUGUCACAUUUUAUCAUUGGGUCAUUCAACACAUAGCUGUUUUACCAGCUAAGAAGCACUUUUAGAGUUUAAUCCCUCUAUCUGAUGUGAGCAUAAGUAUUGCAUAAAAGCAGGGAAUGUGUCGUAUCAGUUAUAUCCAUUACUUCUGCAUUCUGAAUCUUGCAUUUGAUGAUGACACACACAAACCAGGAUGAAGACGAGGGAGCUGACUUUGAGAGAAAAGCAAGCAAUUUGGAUGCUAAAAGAAAAGAGGAAGUCAGUUAGAGCUCUAGCAAAAACAAAGGGCAUGGAGAAAUCAAGAGUUUGGAAACCACCAGCGACACCAGCAACUAACAACUACCUGAUCGGCUGAGAAAACAACAGUAGUUGAUGACAGACAAAUCAUAAAAUCUGUGAAAAUGAAUCCUAAAAGACAUGUCUAUAAAAUCACCAACAAUUUCCAGAAAGCUGGGGUGAUGCUCUGACAAUUUACUGUCCUCAGGAGACUUUGACAGAAUUACAGAUGCUACACAGCAAGAUACAAACCUCUGACCAGCUCCAAAAAUAGAAAGACAAGAUUAGAGUUUGCAAAAAAGCACAAAGGUGAGCCAGAAGAGUUUUGGAACUGUGUUUAUGGACCGAUGAGACCUUUAUCGAAGUGAUGGGAAAGCAAAAAUGUGGAGAAAAAAAGGGAACUGCAAUGAUCCCAAGCAUACAGCCUCAUCUGUAAAGUAUAGUGGAGGUGUUGUCAUGGCAUGGGCAUGCAUGGCUGUCUCUGGAACAGGUCCUCUCAACUUUACUGAUGACAGUAGCAGAAUGAAUUUGGAAGGGUACAAAACCAUCUUGCCGACCAAUAUUCAAGAAAAUGCCACCAGAUUCAUUGGGAAGUGCUUCAUAUUGCAUCAGGACAAUGACCCAAAACACCCUGCCAGUUCAGUCAAGGAAUUUAUAAGGGCAAAGAAAUGGAAAGUCUUAGAUUGCCCAAGUCAAUCUCCAGAUUUAAAUCCGAUUGAACAUGAAUUUCACCAGCUGAAGAGGAGAGUAAAGGCAGAAACUCCCCAAAACAAGCAACAAUUGGAAUUGGCUGAAUUAAAGGCUGGGAAAAGUAUUUGAAAGGAUGAGAGCAAGAGUCUGGUGAUGUCUAUGGGUCACAGACUCACUGCUGUGAUUGCGCAAGGGAUCUGCAACUAAAUAAUAGCUUUUAAUCUUUUAUAUCUGCCUUAUGUUCAACUGUCCCAAUACUUAUGCUCACAUCAAUGAGUGGGAUGAACUCUAAAAGUGCUGUUCUUUUUAUUUGGUAAAACAUGUAUGUGUUGUAACAGCUAAUAAUAAAAUAGUAGUAGUUUUGUCUCAUAUUCAUCUUUUCAUCAUAUUUGCAAAUGUCUUGACUCCACAGCCAACAGAACAAUUUUGUCUUCACUGUUCCAAUACUUUUGGAGGGCACUGUACAUCCACACAGCACACAGCUUCAGAGGUGUAAAAUACUUGAGUAAUUUUACUUGAUUACUGUACUUAAGUAUUAUUUUGGGGGAUUUUUUACUUUAUUCAAGUACAAUUUAAACUGACUACUUGUACUUUUACUUGAUUACAUUUCUGAAGAAAAAACAAUACUUUUUACUCCUUACAAUUUUAUUUGUAUCUUAUACACAUUGAAUAUGGGAAACGGAAGCUCAAACGUGCGUGCUUGACCUGAGAAGCAAUGAUCAUUGUUUUCACGCAUCAAGCACACACACAGUUCUACUUCAGUUAUGACUUUCAUCAGGUAAAUGUCUGGGUUCAAAAGUUCACCAUCAAAUCUGAGGAAGCAUGUUGAGGUAGCAAAGUUGCGUUUCCCCCCCAAAAUGUUUAUUCAUUAUUCUUUGUUUUGAUAGAGCCAUUAGCUGUGUAAUACAUUGGCUGAAUGCACAAGAUUGAGUGCAAAUAAAAUCAUUGAUACAUUUUGUUCUUAAAUAUAAUUAAUAUUUUUGUGGGAAUUCUUUUUUUAAUUAAAUGUUACAAAUCUCCAAAAAAGUGUUUAAAUGAACAUUGUACAUUUACUUAAUUAUAAUUCAUGUUUAGUGACGUUCUUACCAGGUAGUGGAUAAGUUGUAUUAAUAAUAUGUCAUUAUAUGACGCAUUGAGUAGGAAUUUGGACUCUCACUGUAUAUUUUCUUAAUCUUAAUAAUUACACAAUUUGCUCAUUAAUUCAUAUAAUUAGUCGCAACUAUUUAUGUAGCAAUAUUUCCUGAGAAAAAGCCCCCACAAAAAAAUUCCCCAAAUAAACAAUUAAAAGAUUAAUUAUCCUUUUAAACAGUGAAGUAGACAACACAAAAAAAGUGGCCUUUCAACACGUCAAUAUUGUAUGUUUUAAUUCUAUGACUCUCUUCAUUAAUUCAACCCAUUCUUGCAUUCUGUCUGGAAUAUGUUUCUAACCUCUGCAUCACAUUGUUAUUAAAAGUGAUAUUUCACCCAAAAUUAAGAUUCUCAUGUCGCCCAGAUGUUUAUGACUUUCUUUCUUCAGAUGAACACAAGUAAAGAUUAUUAGUCCGUAUAAUGCAAGGGAACAGGACCACUUCAGAAACCACACAAAGUGAACACGACGGUCAAGUUUAAAAUAUUAGUAUUUGUAAUUUUCAUUGUUUCACUUAAGAAGACACUGAUUCAUUAACAGCGGUUGUAUGAGUUACUGUCAUAUUCACUUUGUGUAGUUUUUGAAGUGUCAUUUUGGACAUGCCAUACUUGUUAUACGAAAAAAGGUGAUUUAGUUUAGAUGCUUUAGAUCUUUUAGUUUGUGUGUUCAUCUAAUAAAUGAAAGUCUAUAUAUAUAUAU